CAGCAGCGCUGCUGUAAGAAUGAAGCGCGAGCAGCAGUUCUGAAGGACAGCAGUGACCGUUCGCGUCUGUCAUUGACAGCAGGCGCUGCGGUUUGCUUGGCGAAACCAAAUCACGUCGAAGAACACCGCGACAUCCGCAGAUGAAAUGCACCUGCCUUCAGCGACCCAUUUUCUCCUUCUAAACCUCAAGGUCCUUCGCCGGUAAUGUAACAGGAAGAACGGGCACUGACUGAUGUGUCACAUUGGAUCUAUCUAUUGAGUGAACGCGCUUUCACAUUUAUCAGCUUGGACAAUAUUGUCGCAUAAUGAUGAGCUUUUUUGAUGUCUGCGAAGCUAUUUGAAUAUAUUGAUCAGUGAGCCUGGUUUCCAUCGGUGCCAAUAAUAUUUCCUGUCAACAUACCACCAGUUCUUUUCAGUCUGUCUUGAACAAGGAAAUUGGAUAAGGAUGGAACCAGAGCAACAUAUUCAAAGCCAGUGCAAGACUAAUGAUCUGGCAUCAUCUGGACAACCAAAAGGACCAGCAGAUACAUCCCCAUCCUCCACAUCUUCUCCUGCCCCUUCUACACCACCAGCGGCUCCAGCCAGGCCACGCCGGCCUCAGAGGAGCCCGCGGGUGGAAGGAUCUAUCGACGUAUCGGAGCCCAAACCUCCAGAAUCUCCUAAACCGCAGCAGCUGAGCAACCAGGCUGAACCAACCAGCCCCAACAGCUCCAAUCACCCCUCAGAACCUCAGCCUAAACUCAAUGUUGAUCACGGACCUCCAAGUUUGGCUGGACAGAAGCUUUCAGGACAUACUGCAGUGUCUCGGAGCCACCUUGCAAUGAGGGCCGCCUCGCUUCCUCAGGCCCCGUCAUACAGACCACCACCUACCGAUCCCGUCUUUCACCCACAGAGAGCCCUGUCUGUCGCUGGGACCGCCGACACUCAGCCGCAGGUGGUGGAGGAUUUCAGGGUGCACAUUAUCACGUGGAACGUGGGCUCAGCCAUGCCUCCUGACGACAUCACUUCAUUACUGGGGCUGAAUGUUGGUGAUGGAAACACAGACAUGUAUAUUAUAGGUUUACAGGAAGUGAACUCAAUGAUCAACAAACGACUGAAAGAUGUUCUUUUCACUGACCAGUGGAGCGAGGUCUGCAUGGACGCUCUCAGCCCCUUUGGAUAUGUACUGGUCACUUCUCAGAGGAUGCAGGGAAUGCUGCUGCUGGUCUUUGCCAAGUACUUUCACCUGCCGUUCCUGAGAGGCAUUCAAACACAGACCACUCGCACCGGCCUCGGCGGGAUCUGGGGGAAUAAAGGAGGUGUCAGCGCUCGCAUGAACGUGUUUGGUCAUUCGGUCUGUUUCUUGAACUGUCAUCUGCCUGCACACAUGGAGAACUCAGACCAGCGCAUGGAGGACUUUGAAAGCAUCCUGCAGCAGCAGCAGUUUGAAGGACAAGCAGCUACAGGCGUCAUGGAUCAUGAUGUGGUUUUCUGGUUUGGAGACCUGAAUUUUCGAAUCGAGGACCUGGAUAUGCAAGUUGUGAAAUCAGCCAUUGACAAUAACAAACUGUCCACAUUAUGGGAAAAAGACCAGCUGAACAUGGCUAAAGGCAGUGAGACUGUGCUUGAAGGCUUCCACGAGGGGCCGCUUAAAUUCCCUCCUACAUAUAAGUUUGAUGUGGGUACAGACACGUAUGAUACAAGUGGUAAAAAGCGUAAGCCAGCAUGGACUGAUCGUAUUCUUUGGAGGUUGAGGCCGAUGGCUCAGGUCAGCAACAGCAUGUCGAAGCGCAGCCCCUUGUCAGGUCUAACCAGCGGAACUUGUGUGUCGCAGCAUUUUUACCGCAGUCACAUGGAGUACACCAUCAGUGACCACAAGCCCGUCUCCUCUAUUUUCACUCUGCAGUUCCCAUAUAGGGUGGACAUGCCUUUAGUAACACUCUUUGUAGAGGAUGAAUGGACAGAGAUAUCCGAUGCAGUGGCCAAAUACAAGGUGGCACCCAACUUUGCUCGAAGCUCUUGGGACUGGAUUGGACUUUACAAGGUUGGGUUUAAACAUCAUAAAGACUAUGUGGGUUAUGUUUGGGCCAAGCAGGAAGAGUCUGAUUUCUUGAGACAGGAGCACCAAGUGAUUUUUACUGAGGAAGAAUUGCCAAAGGAUUCUGGGGACUUCAUACUGGGUUAUUAUAGCAACAAUAUGAGCUCCAUUGUGGGCGUCACCGAGCCAUUCCAGAUUCAACUGCCAGCAUCCGCCGCAGCUGGUCUGAGUCCGUCUGACAGCUCUGACUUCACAUCUGAUGAUGAGGUGAAGAAGAGCGACUCCUGUGACUCCAGCCCUGAGACUGAAGAGAAGCAGAGCAGCAGCUGGAGCUCCAGACGAGCCAAAGGGAAGACGGCAAACCCCAAUGAACCGCACUCCAAAGACACCUCUGCACAUUCCAGCUCCAGCAGGCCGGCCGGUGGGACCGCCGGGUCCUUCGGUGACCCCGUCGCUACGGAUGACAGCUCUAACUCAGGAAAAGAUGCAACCAAGCCAGAGGAACCUUAGCUAAGCACAGCACCUUCUCUGGAGAAAGAUAUCAGCUCGAGGCUGGGAUCGCAGGUUUCAGCUGGGUCUGUGAUGUCGUUGUACAUUUACUGUCCUGUGAUGUUGUUUAGAGAUGUUGUCUUAUAUGUUGCAGGGCAGAAGUAAGCGUUUAGUAUGUGGCUCCCUCCAGCAAACACAAGAGGGCAGACUAAAUUGUUUUGUGUAGUUAUUCUAUUCAUAUUCUUCUUCUCCUAUUCCUUUCUAACUGCACAAGACUAAAUCUGAAACUCUCAGAAAUAAUCUUCGAUAUACAUGCACAAUGAUAUGUGAUUCGUGGAUUUGGUUUUCCAGGAUCAACCAGGGUUUAAUGCACAACAGAACACAAUUCUGGUUCUUACUGGAUUUACUGGAGCAGAUCCUCUUAAGUUUUUCCAGUGCUCUGUUCCAAACUCUAGUUGAGCUGCCUAUCUAGGCAUCAUUAGCUAUGUUUCCACCCAAAGUUGUGAAUUUAAUUUAUGCACAAAAUUGAAAUAGCGCACAAAACUUUUAUGAAUAAAGCACCGUUUUUAUCCAGCAAGACGAAGAGAACAAAAUCGUAACUUCCUGAAAACUGGUGCCACAUAUCUCUAAGAAAAGGUAAUUUGCUGCAGUAGGAGAAGCCACUGUGGGUCUUUUUCGUAAAAUAAAUUACGCAGACAAAAGGCAAUAAACACAGUCAUGUCAUCCUGCAUUCGGAGGCGGAUGCCUGCUGUUUGGAAAUGCAACUGUGAAAGGCAGUUCUGUAAGGUUGUCAUACCGAACCACUUUGGCGACAGACUUUGGCUCAAGCUUUUAAAAAUGACUAAAACAACAUUUCAGAUGUUGUGCAACAAGAUCGGUCCACUAGUUAGUCCAGUUAUGCCGUCUCAUUGCGCAAAGUCACAUGACUUUUUAGAUGCACAUCAAGGAAUUUAUUCAUAGUUUAUGCGCAUGUUUUCUUAUCAGAUAAAAAAUGUAUCUGCCUCAAUUGAUUGCAUACAUUUUUUGAAUUUGGCGCAUCUUGCCAUUUCCAUCAUGUGUUUUUUAUGCAAUACCCCAAAAUGUGCAUACAAAUAGGUGGAUGGAAACAUAGCUACUGACACGCACCAGACUCCCAG
Messenger RNA from Sinocyclocheilus rhinocerous, 3642 nucleotides. RefSeq names its product inositol polyphosphate-5-phosphatase Jb (gene inpp5jb). Bases 446 to 2527 code for a protein of 693 amino acids. Gene Ontology annotation, cellular component: plasma membrane; ruffle; cytoplasm. The transcript is spliced from 13 exons. Lineage: Eukaryota; Metazoa; Chordata; Actinopteri; Cypriniformes; Cyprinidae. Gene Ontology annotation, biological process: negative regulation of peptidyl-serine phosphorylation; phosphatidylinositol dephosphorylation. The record is from RefSeq and is a predicted model, not a curated record. Gene Ontology annotation, molecular function: phosphatidylinositol-4,5-bisphosphate 5-phosphatase activity; phosphatidylinositol-3,4,5-trisphosphate 5-phosphatase activity.